AUGAAGCAACUGUACGACAUGCUCGCCGGUGGAACCUUGGAGUCGUUUGGGGGGUUCGGUGUUGUCGAGGUCGGGCUAGGGAGUGGGGAAACGCCGCCGCCGAUACAGGCUACCCAACUAAAGGUCUUCUUUGGGCUGGAGUUCCUGGUUGCAUUUCGGCAAAGCGAGAAUUGGUGGAGAAGAAGCAGAAAGCCAGAAAAUUGUUCCCUUGCUAUUGUGAGCCUAGAUAGCCGAUGUGCGCGAAAACCAGUUGAAAACGCAGAAGACGAAAAUUGGUGUGCUCUGCGAGAUGAUAAGGGUCGCCGUCACAAGGAAUGA
Cyclocybe aegerita is the source of this 318-nucleotide messenger RNA. NCBI's taxonomy places the organism in Eukaryota, Fungi, Basidiomycota, Agaricomycetes, Agaricales, Hemipholiotaceae. The record is from the annotation of a GenBank genome assembly.